Molecule: messenger RNA, 2445 nt
Organism: Linum trigynum
Lineage: Eukaryota; Viridiplantae; Streptophyta; Magnoliopsida; Malpighiales; Linaceae
Source: the annotation of a GenBank genome assembly
AUGUGUGAGUUCUUUAGUUCAGCAGACAUAGAACACCAGGUCUCCUGCGUUGAGACCCCUGAGCAGAAUGGAAGAGUAGAAAGGAAACAUCAGCACAUUCUCAAUAUUGCUAGAUGUUUAAAAUUUCAGUCUGGUUUACCUUUAGUCUAUUGGAGUGACUUCAUCCUACAUUAUGUUUACUUAAUCAACAGAAUGCCUACUCCUAUUCUCCACAACAAAACUCCCUAUGAGGUAUUACACAAGAAACCCCCAUUUCUGGGCCAUUUGAAGGUAUUUGGCUGCCUCUGCUAUGCCAAUACCUUGGUCCAUGGUAGAACAAAAUUUGCUCCUCGAGCUAGACAGUGUGUACUUUUAGGGAUUCCUUCAGGCCUAAAAGGUUACAAAGUCCUUGAUAAACAUACCAAGCAAGUCUUUUUCUCCAGAAAUGUUUCAUUCUAUGAAACAAUACUUCCCUUCAAAUCAUCUGAUUCAACUUCUUCUUCUCCUACUUCUAAUACCCCUGAUCCAGUCUCAGCUCCAUCUCUAAACAUUCCCUUUUCCUUUACUCCUGCUCAAACUGCUCCACGGUCUCAUUCAUCUACAGAUGAUGGGGGGAAUCCUGAGCAGGAGAUCUCAUCUACUUCAAGAACAACACCAAGUAGUGAACACUAUACCUUCUUUGAUUCAGAUCAACAGGAACUGUAUCCUCAAACUGAUGCUGACCCUGAUCCCAGCACACAGGAUAAUAGAAGGCCCUCAAGACACAUAAGACUGCCAACCAAAUAUGGUGAUUAUGAAUUGGACUCUUCUCUCAAAUUUGGAGCAUUUGGUGGUACAAACUCUUGCACCAGGUACCCAAUCUGUCUGAAUGUUGAUUCCCUAAGCAAACAAGACAGAUGUUUUGCACUGAGUGUUCUAAACCUAGUGGAGCCUAAGUCUUAUUAUGAGGCAGUAAAAUCAUAUGUGUGGAACAGGGCUAUGAAGGAUGAGAUGCAUGCCUUAGAAGAGAACCAAACAUGGGACAUAGUUCCAUUACCACCUGGAGUGAAGGAAAUAGGGAAUAAAUGGGUCUAUAAGAUCAAAAUCCAUCGGGAUGGAUCACUGGAAAGGAGUAAAGCAAGACUAGUUGCUAAGGGUUAUACACAGGUAUAUGGGAUUGAUUUCCUAGACACAUAUUCACCUGUGGCUAAGAUCAACACUGUGAAGACAUUCUUAGCAGUUGCAAGUGUAAAACACUGGGUUCUAGAGCAGUUGGAUGUUUCCAAUGAUUUUCUACAUGGAGAUUUAGAGGAAGUGGUUUACAUGAAGCUACCCCUGGGUUUGGAAGUACCUUCUGGAAGUGGACAGAAAAUGACUUGUAGACUGAAAAAGUCACUAUAUGGCCUUAAGCAGGCAUCAAGGCAAUGGUUUGCAAAAUUGACAAGUUUUCUCUUGAAGUUUGGUUUUUCUCAAUCUGCUUCUGACUAUUCUCUUUUUACCAAGUGGACACAUGGUAAGAUUACAGUUUUAUUGGUGUAUGUUGAUGAUAUCAUAGUGGGAGGUGAUUCAAGGAAGGACAUUGAACAAGUGAAGACAGCACUGAGUAAGGAGUUUAAAAUCAAACUCCUUGGACCUUUGAAGUACUUCUUGGGACUGGAAGUGAACAGAAAUGAAAAUGGACUGGAUGUGUGUCAGAGAAAGUACUGCAUUGACUUAUUGAAAGACACAGGAUAUCUGGAAUCUAAGGGAUGCAAAACUCCAAUAGAUACCAAGGUAAAGUUGACAUCUCAGGGCACUUUACUGGAGAAUGCAGAAAGUUACAGAAGAUUAGUGGGAAGGCUGCAUUAUCUAACUAUAACCAGACCUGACAUAGCCUUUGCUGUCCAGCAGCUAUGUCAGUACCAAAAGUCUCCUUGCUCAGAGCAUAUUGAGGCUGCUUGCAGGGUCCUCAGAUACUUGAAAUCAUCUCCUGACCAGGGUAUUCAUUUUGGCAAUCAAGCUGAGUUGAAGUUGACAGAAUAUAGUGACUCAGAUUGGGCAAGCUGCCCAGACACCAGAAGAUCCAUCACUGGAUAUUGUACUAUGCUUGGUUCUUCCUUGAUAACCUGGAAGACAAAGAAGCAAACAACUGUAUCAAGGUCCUCUUCUGAGGCAGAGUACAGAGCACUGGCUCAUCUUGUCUGUGAAGUGGAAUGGCUGAAGAGAUUGUUGACUGAGUUAACAGUGGAAGUUCCUCUACCUAUAACAGUGUACUGUGACAACAGAUCUGCUAUACACAUAGCAGAAAAUCCCAUUUUCCAUGAGAGAACGAAGCACAUUGAAAUUGACAUUCAUGUGACAAGGGAGAGGAUCAAGACUGGUUUGAUUGUUUUGAAGUACAUCAACACAGCAGAGCAACUUGCAGAUAUAUUUACAAAAGGUUUGGAUCGAUUCAGGCUAAGAGAAUUGCUUGUCAAGUUGGGGAUCAAGUUGAUACCACCAACUUGA